Messenger RNA from Lactuca sativa (garden lettuce), 1329 nucleotides. RefSeq lists its product as uncharacterized. Lineage: Eukaryota; Viridiplantae; Streptophyta; Magnoliopsida; Asterales; Asteraceae. The record is from RefSeq and is a predicted model, not a curated record. Gene Ontology annotation, molecular function: nucleic acid binding; RNA-DNA hybrid ribonuclease activity.
AUGCCGUUGUUCCACACAUUGAAGGGAUGUAUUGAGAAAAGGAAUUUCCAGUUGACGAAUGAAGCAGAAAAGGCGCUCCAAAGAAUCAAGGAAGAACUACAUGAAUUACCCACGCUGGACAUCCCCAUCCCUGGAGAGACGUUACAGGUGUAUCUCUCGACAUCAGGCGAAGCAAUAUCUUCAAUAUUGACGGUCGAAAUGGAAGGGGAACAGAAACCGAUAUACUUUGUUAGUAGGGCGCUGCAAGGACCGGAACUCAACUAUCCCACACUGGAGAGACUGGUCCUGGUGCUCAUCUAUGCGGUGCGACGACUAAGGCGGUACUUUCAAGCACACCAGAUCAAGGUGCUCACGAUUUACCCCAUCAAACAGAUACUACUCAAGCUGGAGACGUCGGGCCGACUGGCGAAGUGGGCAAUCGAACUAGGAGAGCACGACAUAAAUUACCUCCCAAGGACGAGUAUCAAGGGUCAGGCACUAGCUGAUUUCUUCCUAGAAAUUCUGGACGGAGGGGACCCAACCAAAGAGAAAAUGUGGGCAGUUGAGGGGGCCCCGGCUGACAACACAUCAAACAAUGAAGCGGAGUACGAAACGCUACUCGCAGGAUUGCGUCUAGCCAAGCAGAUGGGCGUGAAAGCCAUAACGGCCCUAACCAACUCGAGGUUAGCAGCAAACCAGGUUAAUGGGAGUUUUGAGGUGAGAGAUCAAAGGAUGGGAAAGUAUGUAAAUAUGGUAAAGCAAUUGGUAGGAUUAUUCGAGCGGUUCACAAUCAAGCAGAUACCUAGGAGUGAAAACAAGAGUGCAGACGCUUUAAGUAAGUUGGCAUCCACAUGCUUCGGCCAUCUGUCGAAGAAGGUCCUAGUGGAGGUACUUCGCGAAAUAAGUAUAAACGAGCAGCAGGUGAAUGCUCUAGCCCCACCCGGACCCACGUGGAUGACACCGUUCCGGGAAUACCUACAAAGAGGGGUACUACCAGACGACCAUGGGGAGGCUAGGAAGAUACGUAUAAAAGCGCCUUCAUACGCAAUGGUUAACGGGGAAUUGUACAAGAAAGGGUUUACGGCCCCAUGGAUAAAGUGUGUGGACCAAGCCAAAGGGAAAGAGAUGUUACAAGAAGCACACUCAAGCCAGGUAAGCGCACACGAAGUGGCGCGAGCUUUAACGGGAAAGGUGUUACGUAUGGGGGUGUACUGGCCGACGAUACAGCAAGAUGCGAUAGAAAUGACCAGGAAAUGUGGGGAGUGCCAGUAUUACGCCCCAGUCCAAGCGAAUCCCCGGUACCGCUGCAUAGCAUAUCCAGCCCAUGGCCAUUCUACCAGUGGGGCAUAG